Messenger RNA from Coffea arabica (coffee), 1619 nucleotides. RefSeq names its product glutamine synthetase nodule isozyme. Gene Ontology annotation, molecular function: glutamine synthetase activity. Lineage: Eukaryota; Viridiplantae; Streptophyta; Magnoliopsida; Gentianales; Rubiaceae. Gene Ontology annotation, cellular component: cytoplasm. The record is from RefSeq and is a predicted model, not a curated record.
AUUCACCUUUGAUACAUGUACUUGCGACUUGGUAUCAUCAGCUCAGCUACCCCUAGAUCUACUGCUCACCAUCUAACAAAGUAGAGAAAUACAGUACCACCAGCCAGCAGCCCAUUACUUUAUAAUAAGUACUUUAGUAGCACGCCCUUUUCUCUUUGUGCAGCCACCCAAUCACACCCACUGUCUAUUCCCAUUCUUCGUACCAGUAGUAGUCUGUUGACUUGUGGGAGUAUUUGGGUUUUGUGAAGAUGUCUCUCCUUUCGGAUCUCAUUAACUUGGAUCUCUCUGAAUCCACGCAGAAAAUCAUUGCCGAAUAUGUUUGGAUCGGUGGAUCUGGUAUGGACAUCAGAAGCAAAGGCAGGACUUUACCUGGACCAGUUAAUGAUCCUGCUAAGCUUCCCAAGUGGAACUACGAUGGUUCAAGCACUGGUCAAGCCCCUGGUGAAGAUAGUGAAGUGAUCUUAUAUCCUCAGGCAAUAUUCAAGGAUCCAUUCAGAAGGGGCAAUAACAUUCUUGUUAUGUGUGAUGCUUACACUCCUGCUGGGGAACCUAUUCCAACAAACAAGAGGUACAGUGCUGCAAAGAUAUUUAGCAGUCCUGAAGUAGUUGCAGAGGAACCUUGGUAUGGAAUUGAGCAAGAAUAUACCUUGCUGCAGAAGGAAGUUAAUUGGCCUAUUGGAUGGCCGAUCGGAGGGUAUCCUGGACCACAGGGACCAUACUAUUGCGGGGCUGGAGCUGACAAGGCUUUUGGUCGUGACAUUGUUAACUCACAUUAUAAAGCCUGUCUCUAUGCCGGCAUUAACAUAAGUGGCAUCAAUGGAGAAGUUAUGCCAGGCCAGUGGGAGUUUCAAGUUGGUCCUGCCGUCGGCAUCUCUGCGGGCGAUGAGGUUUGGAUGGCACGCUACAUUCUAGAGAGGAUAACUGAAAUUGCUGGAGUGGUCCUUUCUUUUGAUCCAAAACCUAUUCAGGGUGACUGGAAUGGUGCUGGUGCUCACAGUAAUUACAGUACCAAGUCGAUGAGAAGUGAUGGAGGAUUCGAUGUUAUAAAGAAGGCUAUUGAAAAGCUUAAAUUGAGGCACAAGGAUCAUAUUGCUGCUUAUGGGGAAGGCAAUGAACGUCGUCUUACUGGGAAGCAUGAAACCGCAGACAUUAACACCUUCUCAUGGGGUGUAGCAAAUCGCGGAGCCUCUGUAAGGGUUGGCAGGGACACAGAGAAGGCUGGCAAAGGUUAUUUCGAGGACAGGAGGCCUGCUUCAAACAUGGAUCCUUAUGUCGUGACUUCCAUGAUUGCAGAAACAACCAUUGUGUGGAAGCCAUGAGGCCUAAACCAUAUUCUGCCGCAUCAUGGAUUUAUUCGCAUUCUUGAACGCUGGAGUCAUUUAGAUGAAGUGUACUCUCUUAUCAUUCUUAUAUAUCAGCUUCAUUAUCCUUUGACACAAAGCAGUGGAAUUUAUUUAGUCCAACGGUCGGUUGGUCCCGGACAUAUGAUUCUUCAUAGGAUUGUUCUUUCUUUGAUAAUAUUUGUUUGCCUCUGUCUGUCCAUCUUUUGCUAUUCAAAUCAAGGGCAAUCCAUUGGUGCCUAGGAAGUAAUCAUAUGCAUAUGUAUUUGUUUCAAGACC